Molecule: messenger RNA, 3415 nt
Organism: Oncorhynchus nerka (sockeye salmon)
Lineage: Eukaryota; Metazoa; Chordata; Actinopteri; Salmoniformes; Salmonidae
Gene: setdb1a
Product: SET domain bifurcated histone lysine methyltransferase 1a
Biological process (GO): heterochromatin organization; negative regulation of gene expression
Cellular component (GO): nucleus
Molecular function (GO): DNA binding; histone H3K9 methyltransferase activity; protein binding
Source: RefSeq, a predicted model, not a curated record
AUGCUGGAGGGUCAUGUCAAGAUGAGCCUGCAGGAAGGGUACCCCAUGAGGGAGAAGGAUGUCUUCCCUGUGACUCACAGCAUGGAGAUUGCCUGCAAUGACAACAAGCUCAUUGCUGCUCCUGAAGAAGGCACAGCUACAGACAGUGACACAGAAGAUUACAAUGACAUGGCAGAUGACACGGAGAGCAUGCCAUCUUCUUUAGCUGUGACCACCCCUACUGUAACUGUUGUCACAAGUGAAGCCUCAGGCUCUAGUGAUACCCCAGCAACUCGCCUUGCACAGUCAGAGUCUGAACCACCAAGUCCACAAGAAGACGGCGACGAUAAUACUCCUCCAUCAAAAUCCAAAAAGGUUUCAACAAAACAUCCCGAGGCCAGCAAAUGAAGACGGCUGAGAAAAGGUGAAAAGAGGAGAGAAUCUCCCCGAGCCAAACACAAAUUUGGGUGCUACAUUGAAGACUUGUCUCCUGCCCCUACAAAUCCUUCUGUGCCAAUGAAACCACAAAAACCCAGAACAGGUGACUCCUCUGCAUCAACAAAACAGCUGAACUCGAGCAAAGCUGGCACAGCUUCCCCACCAAAAUCACAAGAGCCCAGCAAGAGUGACAAAUCUGCUCCCAAACUACAAGAGGCCAGCAAAAAUGAAUCAGCCACUCUGUUUGUGGUGACCAGCGUGUCGCAAGCUCUGACCCAUGCACCCAACCCUGCGACUCAGCCACCCCCUGUCCUCAUAGAGGAGGAGAUCAAGAUUGACACGAUGGUCCUGGCCAGGAGCAGGACCAAGACCUGGCACCACGGCAGGAUUACAGAAAUCCAACCAACAGGUAAGAACACACCCAACCACCGGUUAAAAAUGGAGGUGGACUUUAGCGAGAAGGGGAGGAGCAUGCUGUCAGGACACCACAUAGCCUUUGACCACACCGCUCUGCUGGAGCAGCUGUACGUGGGCGUGCGAGUGGUGGCCAAGUUCAAGGAUGUCCACCAGUCCUUGUUCUGCUCUGGCAUUCUGGCUGAACUCCCCAACCGAAAGAACCGCAUGAGGUUCCUGAUCUUUUUUGAUGACGGCACACCUUCCUAUGUAGGCUUGCCGGAUCUUCACAUUGUUUGCAGACCACUGCCGGAGGUUUGGGAGGACAUAGAGGAUGAGGCCAACAGGGAGUUCAUCAAGGAUUACAUCAAGGUGUACCCCAACCCGCCCAUGGCCCGGUACAGACCAGGCCAGCCCAUCAACGUGGGGUUUGAGGGGGUCCGGAGGAGGGUUGAGGUAGAGCAGAUCGACUGCAGCUUGUUGUGCAUCGUCUACAAGGAUGACGAACAUAAGGAAUGGUUGUAUCGAGGCUCUUUGCGCCUGGAGCAUAAGGCCAACAUGAAGAAACGUGUUGAGGAGUCAAAGGAUAAACCAACAGUGACACGGCCCAAUGCUGGUAAAUAUCUGGGGGGACCAGUUUCGACUGCUAAUACUAUCCACACGACCAGCACGGCCGCUGCCAGCAAACCUCACGUCACCGCCUCAGCACCCUUAGGUCCAUCCUUGUUUCAGAACGGCAACAAUUCCUAGUUCGUUCAUUCUCCCUCAAACCCAUGUCAUCUUCUCCCUGAUCACGUCAGGAGGCCCUAUGGCCAGAUCCGUUCAACCGACGAGUCGUCUGUUAUCACAGCUAAAGGUUCAGCCACCUUCACCCUCCACCGUUGCUGCCCAGCCUGCCUGGAAUGCAUCCGGUCAAAGGUUGAGGCCAAGCACCGUGGACUCAACCCGCUGCAUCCCCUGCUCUGCGAGUUCCACCAAAUGAAGGGCCGCCGCCGGGUCAAUAACAAGACGUAUUUCCACAUCUUCUACCAGUCGCCGUGUGGCCUCAGCCUGAGCAACAUGACUGCUGUGCAGGACUACCUUCAACAGACCCGCUGUGACUUCCUCUUCCUGGACAUGUUCUGUCUGGACCCCUUUGUGUCUGUGACCACAACCCACCAACCCCGGCCAUACAAGAUCAACAUCCUAGACCUGAUGCUUGGCAGGGAGAACCAGCCGCUGUCCUGCAUCAACGAACUUGGCAACAUCCGGCUAAUCUCAGUGAUCUACAACAAGCAGCGUGUGGCGGCCAGCGGGGUCUCCCUCAACACCAGCUCAGACUUUCUGGUGGGCUGCAACUGCACCGAUGGCUGCAGGAAUAGGUCGUCAUGCUCCUGUCACCAGCUGACCAUCCAGGCCAUAGCCGUGUCACCGGGUGGCCCUGAGGACGUCAACGUUGGCAACGAACACAAGAGGCUGGAGAAACGGCUCUCCACAGGUAUAUAUGAGUGUAACGCACUGUGCCGCUGUGACCCCCGGGUGGUGCAGCAUGGCCUUCAGCUGCGGCUACAGCUCUUCAUGACCAUGGGGAAGAGCUGGGGAAUUCGCUACCUGGAUGACGUUGCCAAGGGCACCUUCAUCUGCACUUACACCGGGAUAAUCAUGAACAAGAAGAGUUUGGGGACAGAGGGCAACAUGUACGUGGUCAACCUGAACCACAUAGUGGGAGCUGAGAGCAAGGAGAGUUACGAGAGUGAGACGCGCUGCUCCGACAAUGAGUCAGGUUCAGAAGAAGAGUCCAUAGAAGACGUCAACAGUGAGCAUGAUGACUGUGAUGACGAGGGCAAGGAUGAGGAAGAGGGAAACCCCGAGAAAGAGCAGCGACGUAUGAUGAUGAAGAACUCUGAUGACAAGAACUCUGAUGACGAAGCUGAAGAAGAACGCGAUGAUGAUGAUGAAAAUUACGAGGACAAGGACUACGAUGUCAGUGAAGAUGAUGGCGACUCUGACUUCAGGCACAAUGUCUCCUCUAUGGUCACACGCAGGCAUGCCAAAAUACUACAGGAGGACCCAGCGAAGAAAUCGGGCUCUGACGCCAAGUCUUCUGACCUGCAGGAUGGUACAGCAGAGGGAAAUGACAAGCAGGCCUCAAACGCCACAAGGCGUUUCUUUGAUGGCGAAGAGUCAUGCUACAUCAUCAACGCAAAUCUGGAGGGGAAUGUGAGUCGCUACCUCAAUCAUAGCUGCCACCCAAACCUGUUUGCGCAGAAUGUUUUUGUGGACACACAUGACCUUCGAUUCCCCUGGGUGGCCUUCUUCACCAGCAAGCGCAUCAGAGCUGGUACAAAACUGCCGUGGGAUUAUAAAUGUGAGCUUGGUGUGAAAAGGUCAUCAAAAAUCCUAAAUUGUUGCUGUGACGAGUGUAGGGAAAAGUUAUGAAUGCCCUUACAUCUUCUUCCAGCUUCACCCCUGAAGUAAAUUUAGGAAUAUACUGUAGGAGAUGGUCUAGUUGUUGUAUUUUAAACCAUGCAGAGGUUUUUGUUCAUAUUACGAUUCUUAAAUUGUGCUUAAAUAAAUGAAUUCUGAAGUAUUGUCUCCUAGUUAAAUAAAAAAAUAUUGAAAUGUC